AUGCACAUUGUAAAAACGGUGCAAGCAAAGAUGAACGGAUUAGUGUUAGGUGCUACAGGUCUAUGCGGGGGAGCAUUUCUGAGACAGGCUCAGGAAGCCCCCCAGUUCGCAAAGGUUUUUGCUAUCUUGAGACGGGAACUGCCCUCCCCAGCCACUAACAAGAUCGUGGCUAUGGUAGAAAAGGACACUUCGCAGUGGCCAGCGUUGAUCAGCGAGGAAAUGCAUCCGCAGGUUCUGUUCACCGCGCUGGCUACGACCAGAGCCGCUGCCGGCGGCCUGGACAAGCAGUACAAGAUCGACCACGACCUGAACAUGCAGUUGGCCCGUGCCGCCAAGGACAGAGGGUGCGACACCAUCGUCCUUGUGUCCUCUGCCGGUGCUCAUGUGGACUCCAGGUUCGGUUACAUGAAGAUGAAAGGUGAGAUCGAGCGCGAUAUCAUCGCCCUAGAUUUCAAACACACAAUAAUCUUGCGUCCGGGGCCCUUGCUGGGAGAAAGAACGAAUUCCAAGCAGAGCGGUUUUGGUGGAAAUCUGGCUGCUGCGCUGGGCGCUCGUGUAUACCGUUCGAGAUUGCAGAGUUGGCUGGGCUAUCCCGUCUACGGCGACGAUGUGGGGAAAGCCGGUGUUCACUUGGCAUUGAACCCUUCUGGAAAGGACAAAGUCCAAUUCGUAUCGAGCAGGGAUAUCCUCGACAUUGCCAGUUCUCUCGGUAAAACCAAUGCCUGA
This is a messenger RNA of Saccharomyces eubayanus, 726 nucleotides long. RefSeq names its product Fmp52p (gene FMP52). The coding region runs from base 1 to 726 and encodes 241 amino acids. The record is from RefSeq and is a predicted model, not a curated record. Gene Ontology annotation, biological process: import into nucleus. Gene Ontology annotation, cellular component: cytoplasm. NCBI's taxonomy places the organism in Eukaryota, Fungi, Ascomycota, Saccharomycetes, Saccharomycetales, Saccharomycetaceae. The transcript has a single exon.